Messenger RNA from Blastocystis hominis, 395 nucleotides. RefSeq lists its product as hypothetical. Gene Ontology annotation, biological process: cytoplasmic translational elongation. The coding region runs from base 27 to 350 and encodes 107 amino acids. Gene Ontology annotation, cellular component: cytosolic large ribosomal subunit; ribosome. Gene Ontology annotation, molecular function: structural constituent of ribosome. The record is from RefSeq and is a predicted model, not a curated record. The transcript is spliced from 2 exons. Lineage: Eukaryota; Bigyra; Opalinata; Blastocystidae.
AGAUGAGACAUCUUGCUGCUUACCUUAUGCUCGUUUUGGGAGGAAACGAGAAGCCCACUGCUGAAGACAUCAAGUCUGUUUUGGAGGCUGUUGGCGCUGAGGCUGAGGACGAGAAGAUUGAGAAGCUCCUGGCCGAUCUGGAGGGAAAGAACGUUGAGGAAUUGAUCAAGUCUGGAAUGGACAAGCUCGUUUCGAUUCCCACUGGAGGCGCUGCUGCUCCCGCUGCCGGUGCUGCUGCUCCCGCUGCCGAGGAGAAGAAGGAGGAGGCCAAGGAAGAGGAAGAGGAAGAGGAAGAGGACAUUGAUAUGAGCGGAGGUGGUCUUUUCGGUGAUGAUGACGACGACUGGUAAAUUGCGAAUAGUCAGUAAGCUACAUUCUCUUAUAUCAGUUAUUUU